UCUCUCUUUCCAUAUAUAUAUAUAUAAAAUAAAAACUGCUUGCAGACCAUUUUCCUUCCACAUCUCAAAACCCUAAUUUUAAUAACCACCCCAAUUGUUAACAAAGAUCAGAGGGGAUUGUGUUAAAAAGUUGUUGAUGUGAGAUAGAUAAUGGAAUCGAACGUGUGCGAUGUUAAUCGUUUAGAUUCGGAUGUGCUAUUGCCUCCACGAAAACGAUUACUAGCUGGUUUGAAGAAACAGAAUGGUGAUGUUAAUGGUAACGGGAACGGAAAUGUUAAUGGGUAUGGAAAUGGAAAUGGAAACGGAAAUUCUGUUUUGGAUGAGUUAGAUAGUCGGAUUAGUUAUUUGUUGAAAGCUCAUUUGAGUAACGAUAAUCCGUCAGAAGAGGAAAUUGUGGCAGCUUCAAGAGCUGCAGCUGAAGUCGCGGUCAAGGUUGCGUUGACUGCACGAGCUGCAGCUCAGGAGAAGGCGGUGAUAGCGGCUAAAGCUAUGGCUGCUGCUAAGAAAGCGUUGGAGGUAGUAGCAACUCUUGAUGGUGAUCAGGCGGUAGGGGGGUCUGUUGAAGAACGGAUGAGGAAGAAUAAAAGUAUAAAGCAAGUUGAGUUACAAGUGUUGUAUAACAAUAAGACACCAAAGUUAGAUAGUAAUGGUAAGGCGAAUGAUGAAGAAGUAGCUCGUAAAUUGCAUCAAGCUAUAAAUAGUUCCCCUAGAAUUACAAAGGGUGGCGUGCCUUCUGAUGUAAAAAGUCCUAAACAAAAAAAGCUUAAAAGCUCGAUUUUCUUCGGAAAUGAUAGAAUUAGCAAUGGAAGUAUACCGGGUGUAAAGAUUUCUCCUUCUAGCAAUGAUAAAGAAGUAGAAAAUACGACAAAGUUAAUCAUAGAAAAUGAGCCAAAGGCAAAAUCUGGUGAUGAAGAUAUUACUACUUUAGGUAGAAAGAGGGGAAGAAUGAAGCAGAAGAAGCUUCCGUUAAGCAUUUGUCAUGAUAGGGAUCAAGCAACCCUUAAAGAAGAUGGUUCUUUAAGGAGCCCGUUAUCCGCGGGGCCUUCUGCCAAUAGUGUUGAGAGGGGCACAUUGUGGAAGUGCCAGUCGUUUAAGGCACCAGCUUGUGUAAAACAAAACAAAGUUAUGCAGUCAUGAUGUUCAUAUUGUUACCAUAGCAUGAGCAGUUUGGACAACAAAGUGGCUGAGGUUCAACCUGAACUUGAAGAGAAUUGUUGGCACUGUGAGAUCAUUAGUGGGCUAAUUAUAAGAGAUGUUGUAGUACAAAAGCUUGAAUGUUUUGGUGUUCUUUUUCUUAUUGAUAUUUGUGGUUGUUCGUUGUGUUUGACAUGGGUUUGUAAAGGCAUAGACAAAUUUUUCGCUUGAAUAACCGAUAAUCCUUUCCUUA
This is a messenger RNA of Erigeron canadensis, 1387 nucleotides long. RefSeq lists its product as uncharacterized. The coding region runs from base 151 to 1137 and encodes 328 amino acids. Lineage: Eukaryota; Viridiplantae; Streptophyta; Magnoliopsida; Asterales; Asteraceae. The record is from RefSeq and is a predicted model, not a curated record. The transcript has 3 exons.